Anopheles marshallii is the source of this 372-nucleotide messenger RNA. RefSeq names its product U6 snRNA-associated Sm-like protein LSm7 (gene LSm7). Gene Ontology annotation, molecular function: RNA binding. The record is from RefSeq and is a predicted model, not a curated record. Lineage: Eukaryota; Metazoa; Arthropoda; Insecta; Diptera; Culicidae. Gene Ontology annotation, cellular component: Lsm1-7-Pat1 complex; spliceosomal tri-snRNP complex; U2-type prespliceosome. The transcript is spliced from 2 exons. Gene Ontology annotation, biological process: mRNA splicing, via spliceosome; nuclear-transcribed mRNA catabolic process. Bases 1 to 372 code for a protein of 123 amino acids.
AUGUCGGAAAAGAAGUCAGCGGCUUCCGGCAACUCUACCGGCGGCGGCGGUGGUGGUAGCGGUGGCGGCGAUAAUAAAGAAAAGCGACGAAAGGAAUCCAUUCUCGACCUUAGCAAAUACCUGGAGAAAACGAUACGGGUAAAGUUCUCCGGUGGACGGGAAGCGGCCGGUGUGCUAAAGGGGUACGAUCCGCUACUGAACUUGGUGCUGGACAAUACAAUCGAAUUUCUACGCGAUCCGGAUGAUUAUAAACUGGCAGAUGAUACGCGGCAUUUGGGGCUGGUCGUGUGCCGUGGUACAUCGGUAGUGCUAAUCUGCCCACAGGACGGCAUGGAAUCGAUACAGAAUCCUUUCAUCGCACAGGAAGGCUAG